Messenger RNA from Suillus bovinus, 461 nucleotides. RefSeq lists its product as uncharacterized. Lineage: Eukaryota; Fungi; Basidiomycota; Agaricomycetes; Boletales; Suillaceae. The transcript is spliced from 2 exons. The coding region runs from base 156 to 392 and encodes 78 amino acids. The record is from RefSeq and is a predicted model, not a curated record.
AUUUCGCAGGAGCCUCGUAUGCUGGACAAGCUACCACAUUCGCUUGGGCAAACCAGAUAUGCGCAGAUGAUUAUCAGGAACGUGCUAUCGUGCUUGCUUCCAUGAAGUGAUUUCUCUUUCGUUUGAUCCCCCCAAAACUGACUUGGACAUCAAGCAUGUGGAACAACGCGGUCAAUGCCUGGUGGCCACUUCUCUUCUACCCUGCUACGGAUGCGCCUCGUUUCAAAAAGGGCAUGAUCGCAAUGAUCUGCACGUGUGGCGCGACAUUGGGGGUGACUUGGCUGGUCUGGUACCUGGAGCGGCGAGAGCAGCGUUUGGCAGCCAGGAAACAUGUGGACCAGAUGAAAGAGGAUAGUCCCGUCGAAAACGGCAAGCCCUUAAAGGACGAGUAAUAGCAAAGUUGUUUGCGUGUCAGACUUUUCAAUGCACCCUCAAACUGUCUGAUUCAUGAAAAAAAAACU